Molecule: messenger RNA, 3580 nt
Organism: Cajanus cajan (pigeon pea)
Lineage: Eukaryota; Viridiplantae; Streptophyta; Magnoliopsida; Fabales; Fabaceae
Source: RefSeq, a predicted model, not a curated record
AUGUGUUUUUCCCUUUCUCUUCCACCAUUUCUCUCUUUCUCUUUCUCUCUCUUAUUCUUCUUAGCGAGAGAAAACACACUCUUCUCUCUCUAUCCCUCACUUCUCUUCUUCCUUCUUCACUCCACUCCCCACUUUCGCCCUUCUAACUCAGGGUUUUCAUCAUGGUCAGAAAGAGGAGAACUGAAGCACCCAGUGGGGGUGAAAGCUCUGAGGCCCAACGCCCCGCUGAAAGGAGUGCUCCACCUCAACAGCAGACCCCUACCACAGGAGGGCCUGGACCUCAAGGAGGAGGUAGAGCCUGGGGUCCCCAAGGAGGCCGGGGAGGUUACAGUGGGGGCCGGGGCCGAGGGAUGCCCCAACAGCAAUAUGGUGCCCCUUCUGAUUACCAAGGUAGGGGAAGGGGAGGCCCUCCUCAGCAAGGAGGCCGGGGAGGAUAUGGCGGGGGCCGCGGUGGGGGNNNNGGUGGUGGUCUGGGCGGUGGCCGUGGCGUUGGUCCUUCAUAUGGUGGCCCAUCCAGGCCACCGGCACCCGAGCUGCACCAAGCAACCUUAGUUCCAUCAUAUCAAACUGGGGUGACUCCUCAACCUGCACCAUCAUCUGAGGCCAGUUCUUCUCUGCCACCAGAACCCAUUGAUUUGGAACAAUCAAUGGCGCAGAUGGUGGUUCAUGAAGCUACUCCUGCUCCUCCUCCUGCAAGUAAAUCGUCGAUGAGGUUUCCUCUCCGACCUGGGAAGGGUAGCUAUGGCAUCAAAUGUAUCGUCAAGGCUAAUCAUUUCUUUGCCGAGUUACCAAACAAAGAUCUUCAUCAAUAUGAUGUAACAAUCACUCCUGAAGUGACUUCAAGAGGUGUAAACCGUGCUGUUAUGGAGCAGUUGGUGAAGCUGUACCGGGAAUCUCACUUGGGCAAGAGACUGCCUGCUUAUGAUGGACGCAAGAGCCUGUAUACUGCUGGUCCUCUCCCUUUCCUUUCAAAGGAAUUUAGAAUUACUCUCGUUGAUGAUGAUGAAGGAGCUGGAGGACAAAGGAGGGACAGGGAGUUCAAAGUUGUGAUCAAAUUGGCUGCACGAGCAGAUCUUCACCAUUUAGGAUUGUUUUUACAGGGAAGACAAACUGAUGCUCCUCAAGAGGCGUUGCAGGUCCUUGACAUUGUUCUGCGUGAACUCCCUACUACAAGAUAUUGUCCUGUUGGGAGAUCAUUUUAUUCACCUGAUUUGGGUAGGAGACAACCUUUAGGUGAUGGAUUGGAAAGCUGGCGUGGAUUCUAUCAGAGUAUUCGUCCUACACAGAUGGGACUGUCACUGAAUAUUGAUAUGUCCUCCACUGCAUUUAUUGAGCCACUGCCAGUAAUUGAUUUCGUGACUCAACUGCUGAAUCGGGAUGUAUCAACUCGGCCACUGUCUGAUGCUGAUCGAGUGAAGAUUAAGAAAGCUCUCCGAGGUAUCAAAGUUGAAGUAACACAUCGUGGAAACAUGAGAAGAAAAUAUCGAAUCUCUGGUCUGACAUCACAGGCAACUCGAGAGUUGACAUUCCCUGUUGAUGAAAGGGGUACAAUGAAAUCUGUUGUGGAAUACUUCUAUGAGACAUAUGGGUUUGUCAUUCAACAUACUCAAUGGCCUUGUCUGCAAGUGGGCAACACACAAAGGCCAAACUAUUUGCCUAUGGAAGUUUGCAAGAUAGUGGAAGGUCAAAGGUACUCAAAGAGGUUGAAUGAGCGACAGAUUACUGCUCUGCUGAAAGUUACAUGCCAGCGCCCUGUUGAGAGGGAGCGUGAUAUCAUGCAGACUGUGCACCACAAUGCAUAUCAUGAUGAUCCUUAUGCUAAGGAGUUUGGAAUCAAAAUUAGUGAGAAGCUUGCUCAAGUUGAAGCACGCAUCCUUCCUGCUCCUUGGCUCAAAUAUCAUGAUACAGGUAGAGAAAAGGAUUGUCUUCCACAAGUUGGUCAAUGGAAUAUGAUGAACAAGAAAAUGGUGAAUGGGGGGACAGUUAACAACUGGUUCUGCGUAAACUUUUCAAGGAAUGUUCAAGAUACUGUUGCCCGUGGCUUUUGCUAUGAACUUGCCCAGAUGUGUUAUAUAUCGGGCAUGGCAUUUAAUCCUGAGCCAGUGGUUCCCCCAGUCAGUGCUCGCCCUGAUCAAGUGGAAAAGGUAUUAAAAACCCGCUAUCAUGAUGCCAAAAACAAACUGCAGGGAAGGGAGCUUGAUUUGCUCAUUGUUAUUUUGCCUGAUAACAAUGGAUCUCUUUAUGGUGACCUUAAACGUAUAUGUGAGACAGAUCUUGGGCUUGUAUCACAAUGUUGCUUAACUAAGCAUGUAUUCAAAAUGAGCAAGCAGUACCUUGCAAAUGUUGCCUUGAAAAUUAAUGUCAAGGUUGGGGGAAGGAACACUGUACUUGUUGAUGCCCUCUCACGCCGCAUUCCUUUGGUGAGUGACAGGCCCACAAUUAUCUUUGGUGCUGAUGUUACUCAUCCACAUCCUGGGGAAGAUUCAAGCCCAUCCAUAGCAGCUGUUGUGGCAUCCCAAGAUUAUCCUGAAAUUACCAAAUAUGCUGGUUUAGUUUGUGCCCAAGCACAUAGGCAGGAACUCAUUCAAGAUCUUUUCAAACAAUGGCAAGAUCCAGUCAGAGGAACUGUAACUGGCGGAAUGAUCAAGGAACUGCUUAUAUCUUUUAGGAGGGCUACAGGACAGAAGCCACAGCGCAUCAUAUUUUACAGGGAUGGUGUGAGUGAGGGGCAGUUUUAUCAAGUUCUAUUGUUUGAACUUGAUGCUAUUAGAAAGGCUUGUGCAUCCCUUGAACCCAACUAUCAGCCUCCUGUGACCUUUGUUGUGGUUCAAAAGCGUCAUCACACAAGGCUCUUUGCCAGCAACCAUCAUGACAAGAGUUCGGUUGACAGGAGUGGAAACAUAUUGCCAGGCACAGUUGUAGACUCCAAAAUCUGCCAUCCUACCGAGUUUGACUUUUAUCUUUGCAGCCAUGCUGGAAUACAGGGAACAAGUAGGCCAGCUCACUAUCAUGUUUUGUGGGAUGAAAACAAUUUCACUGCUGAUGCUUUACAAACUCUCACAAACAACCUGUGCUACACAUAUGCUCGAUGCACGAGAUCUGUUUCAAUUGUUCCUCCUGCAUAUUAUGCACAUUUGGCUGCUUUUCGGGCAAGGUUUUAUAUGGAGCCGGAAACUUCGGACAGCGGCUCUAUGACAAGUGGGGCUGUUGCUGGCCGAGGAAUGGGUGGUGGUGGUGGACUUGGCCGGAGCACCCGAGCACCUGGUGCUAGUGCCGCUGUGCGUCCGUUGCCUGCUCUUAAGGAGAAUGUCAAAAGAGUUAUGUUCUACUGUUAAGGAAUGAAUGUCAUCUCCAGGGUGUGCUAGUGCUGUCUUCUAUUUCUCGUUUUUCUCAAAACCUUUGUCAUUAGGAACCGAGUUUGAUGCAAAACUACUAUGAGGUUGGUUGUGCUGUUUUGCAUGUUUCUUGCUUUUCAUUAGAAACCGAAUUUGAUGCAAACUAUGCUAAUGAAUGUUGAAAGCUACUUGUUGUCAUUGUUGGUUAUAUAAUGCAUUUCAUGGAUGGAUUGGAUAAAGCGUUA